AUGGAGUUCUUGAAGGAUGCCCUUCAACGGCCUAUGCCGCAGAUGAUCCUCUCGUCAGCUACGCGCCUCAGCGAUCCCGUCCUCGAUUUGUUCCGAGGCAUCCCAGGAAUGCAGGUGGAGCGCGUCACGUCAAGCAGGCACCUUGUUGCCUGGCGAACGCUGGCAGGUGUGGACGGCGAAGCCUAUCCGCAUCAAGCGUGCAAGGAUGCUCCCGAUGCCAGGGCGUUACAAGCGAUGAUCGACAAGCCCACGCUCGCUCGCUUCGUGACCGACGCCUCCUGCGCGUCCUUGGCGCAGAACCUGGAGGCCUGGGGUCCGCCUGUCAAGGAUAGAAAAGCAGAUGGAUGCUGCUAA
Molecule: messenger RNA, 354 nt
Organism: Symbiodinium natans
Lineage: Eukaryota; Dinophyceae; Suessiales; Symbiodiniaceae
Source: the annotation of a GenBank genome assembly